AUGAUUUCUGAUCCGGAGGAAAAAAAUUACUCGCAAGCUUCAAUAAAAAAGAUAUACGAGACUGAUGUUCAGAUAAAAAGACUAGCGUCAUUCACUAAAAUAAAAUUCACAAAAAUCUCGAAUUCACUCAUACCAGCUAUUGACACCAAUUACAACAAUGAAGAAACCAGACACGUAUUACGUCGGUACACUUACUUUGGCGCCACAUACGGUCUCGCAUUCUCGCUGAUAUUUGACGUCGAUGAGACGAACGCAUGUGUUAAAAAGACGAAAGUCAAUGUUGGAUUUGGUGCUAAAAGCGAGCUUGGCAAGUUUAUAGAAUUUGUAGAACAUGAAAAUAAUAUCCACAUAUUCUUCAAAGGCCUUAUAUCCUACGCACGAUUAAACCAGCAACGCACGCGUCUAUUCGAAGCGCUUAAGCGAAAAUACCACCGGUCGUUAUUGAUUUCGUCGUCAUCGUCUACAAAUGAAUACUUGGAACCUGAGGAAAAACAAGACUUUGGUGAUGCAAUUGACCUUACUCUAUACUGGCGCAACACCGUUUCUCGUACCGGACAUGUCGUGCCCAAUAUACAGCUGAUACCGCGUGUACCGCCAAAAUGGGAAAUAUUUGACGAAAAAAAUCUCGUUUCGCAGUUACCGGCACAGUUCUUGAAGCUGGUCCAGUUGAAGGGUGUUCAGGGUGCGGUAGAAGUGUGUGUUCGGUGUAUUUUUGAUCUUUGA
Messenger RNA from Ambispora gerdemannii, 723 nucleotides. The record is from the annotation of a GenBank genome assembly. Lineage: Eukaryota; Fungi; Glomeromycota; Glomeromycetes; Archaeosporales; Ambisporaceae.